AUGGCGGUUCCACCAGAAAUGACCCUCAGAACCUUGAAUGGGAAGUUCACCAUUAACAAAACAUAUUCAGACUCAGUCGACAAGAUGAUGGCUCUCCAAGGCUUCCCAUACCUCAUGCGCAUGGCUGCCCGUACAGCUACCAUUGAACUCACAUUCACUUCAAUCCCCGUCCCUGAGGCUCAAUCUCCCACUGGCCCAUCAAAACUCAAGAUCGCUACCUUACUUUCGGCUGUUGGUAUGUCCCUCGGCAAAGAAAAAGUCGAUGAGCGGCAUAUCGACGGAGUUGCAUGGGAGGAAGAUGACGGGGCUCUGGGACUAGUUGUAGGAAGAGCUUGGUGGUGUCCAUUGGGCGAGUUAUCGCUGGACUUUGAAGGAGGGAAAGAUGAGGGGAAGAGUGAAGGGUUGGAAUUUUUGAAGGGUUUCGAUGGGGUUGUUAAGGAGGGUAGGGAUUUGGGGGAGUCGAAGUGGCGUCUUAAAGCAGGUGAUGGAGAGGGAAUUGAGAAAGUGGUUGAUGGUGGAGAUGAGGUUAUCAGACUUCAGGUUGAGGCGAAGAAGUCGGGUGCGUUGGCGGAUCAUGUGUGGGGUUUUGAGACGGGAUUUGGAGAGGGAGAGGAGAAGGAGAAGAGGAGAUAUACGAGGCGGAUGUUGGCGAGGAAAGGGGAUAAGGUUGAGAUGGCAAAGUUGGUGUAUGAUUACCUUGGGCCGAGUUGA
This is a messenger RNA of Cadophora gregata, 711 nucleotides long. RefSeq lists its product as uncharacterized. NCBI's taxonomy places the organism in Eukaryota, Fungi, Ascomycota, Leotiomycetes, Helotiales, Ploettnerulaceae. The coding region runs from base 1 to 711 and encodes 236 amino acids. The transcript has 3 exons. The record is from RefSeq and is a predicted model, not a curated record.